ACUCAAAACAGUUACCAAAACGGUGCAUCAAGGUGAUGUCUGGUUUUAGAUUUGCUUCAUCAACUUUUGACUGCAUGGAUUUGAAGGAUAUCAAUUUAUCUAAUCAACUUUAUCGAUAGCUGAUUACAACCAGUCGAUAUCGCAGCUCAAAUUAAUUUGAAACUUUGAGUCAGUUGCAACUACGGCGUCUUAGGUAACAGGUGUUAACAGUUGUGUAAAUAUUUCAGAAAAAUGUUGACUCAAUUUGCUGGUAAUUUAUCGUGCACUGUCGAGGCGGGGCAAAUAUUUGUUAUCAGCGCGAGGCCCAUUGAUGAUGCCGAGAGAGUUAACAUCAACUUUCUGUCGGGAAAAUCCGACGAAGCAGACAUCAUUCUCCAUCUCUCUAUUCGUUUCCACGAUGAUAUAAUUGUGCGGAAUUCUAAACUCGGUGGCGUUUGGGGCGGAGAGGAACGUGAAGAGAACUUGAAUGAGCUGACUGCCCCGAACCCAACAACUCCAGGUGAUGUAUUCAAACUCUACAUUCUGAUCGGAGAUGAUCGGUUCCAUAUUGCCAUCAAUGGGCAUCCAUAUUGCACGUAUGGAUUCAGAGCAGCCUUGUCCGAAAUUCGCACCAUUACUGUGGUGAAGGAUGUUCAGCAAAUUGUGCAAAUGGAUCACCGACAAGCAUUUCCCACGCCCUUCCCGGCUAUUCAGUUCGAUGAAUCAUUGAACUCGUUCAGCAAUGAUGUGCCUAAACCGUUUUUACCAGGACACGUCAUCAUAAUCACUGCCAUACCGUUCGGCAACCCACGUGGUCGAUUCAUAAUUCGAUUCAUGGAAAAUGGCACCAAGCGCCAGGCACUACAUUUCAAUCCUCGCUUCGACCCCCAGUAUCAGGUUGUUCGAAACUCGCAUACCGAAAUGCUCGAAUUUCGCCGUGAGGAAGAAACUAGCGGAGGUUUUCCAUUCGUUAUGGAUCAGCAGUUUAAGUUGGCAAUUGCUUUCACGGAAAGUGAGUUCAAAUUUGGUGUGAACGGCAGUUAUUUCGAAGCCUAUGCCUACCGUAACGUCAAUCAAUUGGAUAUUUUGAACGGAUUCAAAGUACAGUGCAUCAAUGGCAUGCAGCUCGAAAUUACUAACGUGGACCACAUGAACAUGGGAGUGCCGGACUGUGAAGGAUUCGAAUCCUACUCCCACCCGGAAGUCGAAAUUUUCUAAUUCGAGGUUAAUUGGGCUAUUGGAAAUAAAAAAGAUUGAUUUAUGCAGGUACUUACCAGUA
Messenger RNA from Aedes aegypti (yellow fever mosquito), 1258 nucleotides. RefSeq names its product 32 kDa beta-galactoside-binding lectin lec-3. The record is from RefSeq and is a predicted model, not a curated record. Gene Ontology annotation, molecular function: carbohydrate binding. Lineage: Eukaryota; Metazoa; Arthropoda; Insecta; Diptera; Culicidae. Bases 232 to 1197 code for a protein of 321 amino acids. The transcript is spliced from 5 exons.